This is a messenger RNA of Megalops cyprinoides (Indo-Pacific tarpon), 1578 nucleotides long. RefSeq names its product G-protein coupled receptor 4-like. Lineage: Eukaryota; Metazoa; Chordata; Actinopteri; Elopiformes; Megalopidae. Gene Ontology annotation, cellular component: membrane. Gene Ontology annotation, molecular function: G protein-coupled receptor activity. The record is from RefSeq and is a predicted model, not a curated record. The coding region runs from base 186 to 1076 and encodes 296 amino acids. Gene Ontology annotation, biological process: positive regulation of Rho protein signal transduction; phospholipase C-activating G protein-coupled receptor signaling pathway. The transcript is spliced from 2 exons.
CAGCAUCAGUGCUUUCUCACAACUGCAGAGUGAUACAUUACUCUGAGGGAUGGUAGUGAUUUCCAGUCGGCAGUGAGACUCUCUCUGAAGAGGAGCUCUGUUCUAACACCUGCUCCAGAGUGGCCACCAAAGAGAGGGAUGUGAAAAAACCACAAACAUCUAACCCAGCAUCUGACCAGGACACAAUGGAUGACAGGAAUUCAACACAUUAUGGCAGAAACUCCACAUGGCCUGUCAACAGCGGUGUAAUUGUGUUCGGCUGGAUAACUCUCUGCAUUGAGUUUCCUGUCAUCUGCUGGGCCAUUUUUGCCCUGUAUCAUCUGGUUAAGAAUGACCGAGUUGCCCCUGUUUAUGUCAUAAACCUCCUCAUUUCAGAUAUUAUCCAACUUAUUGGUAGACUAGGCUUUUUGAUUGAUUUCAAAAAACAACCAAUGUGUGAGAUUUUUGCAGCAGUUUCUGCAUUUGGUAUAUUAGCCAGUGUUGUGUUCAUGGUGUGCAUCGCUCUGGAGAGAUACCUUGUGAUCGUCCAUCCUCUGUGGUACCGUUAUCGCCGCACCGUCAGACACUCAGUUCUGAUGUCUCUGAUUGCCUGGGUGUCUCCUUUCAUUCUGUAUUUGCUGGCUGCAAUUUCCAUUCAUUAUUCUGGACAUAAAGACAAGGCAUAUUUGCCAUUGUUAAUAUUCUUCAUCCUUCCAUUCCCUCUUCUUGUGUUUUUCUUGGUGGCCACAUGGAGAGCUCUCUCCCGCUCCACUUCAGUGCCCGUCACAGAGAGGAAAAGGAUUUUGUGGAUAUUGUUCCUUGUCCUGGGCAACUAUGCACUGUUGUUCUUCCCUGUCAUAAUAUAUGAUUUGAUUGUAUUAAUUCAUGAAGGCCACGAAUUUAAUGUGAAUCUCUUAAUCAAAAUAGGCAUUACAUUACUGUUCAUGAGCCCACUGAUGGACCCUCUGCUCUACAUCUUCAUGAGGAAGGAUGCCAAUGACACUCUGAAGGUCCUACCCUGCUGUCAGAGACUGAUUGGUCGCCAGGAACCCAGACAGGUUGCCAGGGCUGAAAGUGAAAAUUUGACCAGUGUUUAGAACAGGCAUUUAUACAUAUUUAGCAUAUUUAUCUUAGCCAGUGAACAUCUUAACUUUUGUAAGUUUCAGUUGUACAAAGUACUCUUUUGUGACCCUUUUGUGUUAAUAAUUUUAUUAUGAUGAAUUUUUCUAACAAGGUUGUACCAGGCAAUAUAAUUAUUAUUUCAUGCUUUUACAAAGCACUGUUCUAAAAGCCCACAUAGCACCAACAGACAGUGAAUGGCCAAGCCAGUGAUUGCCUGGGUUUAGUCAAAUCAGCCUGCCAUCUUCUGUCCUGUACCAGCAGUCUUCAGAGUGCUCUCUGACUGUAACCAUGACAACCAUCCAACUGAAUAAUCUCUUCUGUGUUACCUUCUUUUAUGCUGUAUGGAAAAAGGAAGCCCUUAGAUGUGUCUGUAUAGUUCCAGAAGCUUCCACUGAAUUUCUAGUAAGGAGAUUGUUGGUGUAGAUUUGUUUCAUCUGAUUUUGCUUUAAAUAUGACUGCAUGGUGUGAAUAAAUGUU